Mytilus trossulus (common blue mussel) is the source of this 2197-nucleotide messenger RNA. RefSeq lists its product as uncharacterized. Lineage: Eukaryota; Metazoa; Mollusca; Bivalvia; Mytilida; Mytilidae. The coding region runs from base 275 to 1144 and encodes 289 amino acids. The transcript is spliced from 5 exons. The record is from RefSeq and is a predicted model, not a curated record.
GUUAAUUAACAAUUAAGAGCAUUUCUAUUUGACCUAUAUUUUGGACAACUUGUUAUCCCUAUGAAUGCAAUGAUCCGUUUACCAAUAAACAUUGUCAAAUCUUACAACUUCUCAUAGACAGAGAAUCUGCUGAAGCAAACAGAAAACAUGUGAUAGUGAAAAGUGAGAAAGAGAGGACCAAUUUAACAAAGAAAUUAGUUAAUCUUAAUGGUGCAAAGAGUUGGACUAUUGGCCCAUUUUAAACCAAGAGUUGAGGAUUGUAUUGAGGGUUUUUAUGGUGCUAGAUUAUAUUCACAUGUCGACCAAACGGAACAUGCUUAAGUUCCUGACACAUAAACUAAAAUCUCAAACAUUAAAUGAAGUACAACCUUACACAGAAAAGGAAGAUGAUGAUCGAGACUCAGGUACAGAAUCGGACGAAGAAAACGAAGAUGAUUGUAUAGAAGCAGAUGAAUUUAAUAAUAACAAAUGUAGACGAUCGUUACCAAUACCCGUAAACCAGAAUUCAACAACAGUAUGGGGGUCAACACAUGAAAUCAGUGAGCAUAAUUUGGACAGAAUAAGUUGUACGUCUGACUACAACUUGGACAGUAUUAGUUGUACAUCUGACUACGAGAGACAAAGUUUAGACUUUGAGCAUCAUAGCUCAGAAGAGGAAUUAGAAAUUCUUCAUAAGGAAUUCGUAGCGGAAAAACGAAAACGUUUACAACCAAAUCGACAUUGUGAUAGUGCGUCAGACGAAGAAGUGAAAGAAUUCAUGUUACAACCUCAGCCCAUCAAUUUCAGCUCUUCCCCACCAAAAGUUGUUCACACACAAAUUACUCCUGUAACAGUUAUGACGAUAUCGUCACGGAAAAGACAUCGUCAAAAUACUACCUCUGAUUCUUCACCUAUGGACUCUUCUCUUCAUCGACCUUCUCUGGAUUUUGAAAAAAUGCAGUUGUUAAAUUUUUAUCUUCAGAAAAAUGCAGUUAAAAAACAGUGUACUCAUGGCUUAGGUAGAGCAAAAAUUGUUAAAAUUAAGACGGUAAAUGCAAAUAGCAAAUCUGCCAAAUCAGAUCCUGGAAUGUUUACAUUUAAAUCCAUCAGUAGUAAUUCUUACAGUUCCAUGACACCUGUGGAAGAACCAUCAUGUGCAUACUGAACAUUAUGAAGUUCAAGAUUAUCAUAAUAACAGUAUGAUGUUCAAGAUUAUCAUAAUGUCUAAUGAUGAAGUUCAGGAUUACAGACUGAAAAAUGGCUUGUGAUAGAGUUCAAGAUCAGAUAUAAACUUAAAACAAUUACUCCUUCAAUGAACAAAUGUGUUAUUUAUUAACUAUUUAUUUGUUAUUUGUCUUGUGUACAGAGGAGGAAAACAUUUAGUGAUAGUUUUAAUUUUUCAAAUCACGAGAUUUUCAUAGCAUCAUUACAAUUAUCAUAUGACUAAUCAUGAGGAAGGUCAAUUGUUCUCUUUUCAAAAAUUAUUUAAUUUCAGAACAUCAAUUUCCAGUCUAUUUGGCAUAUUUGUAAUGUAUGUCAAAUUCUUCAAAUAUGUAAAUAUGAUCAAAUUGGAUUUCAAUAUUUGUUAAAUCUAGAUCAUUUCUUAUGUUUCAUUACAACCAAAAGUAAAGGGUAAUGAUUUAUGAAAGUUAGGACACUGAUUUCAAAAAUAUCAUAGGGGAGAUAGCAUCUAUAAAAAUUGUUUGAGGCCCCUUUAUGGGAGGAAGUUUUGAAAUAAUAUAAAAACUUUUUAUCAAUUAAUGGCACAGGCCUGAGUCCUUUAGUUUUAUAAUUUAAUAUUAGUGAACACAUUCACGGAUGACAUUUGUUAUUUAAAAUUUAAAUAACUUUCAGAUAAAGUAAGUGCGUUAUAUUAGGAAUUAGUAAUGUAUUUUAAUACUGGCAAAUGUCAAUCAUAGAUUCUAUAAUCACAAAUAUCUGUUUUCAAGCUUUGCUGAUGUCACCAAAAAAAGUCUUUUAUAAACGAUAAAAUCUAUGAUUGAAAUUGGGCAGUAUAGAAAUAUGAUACAUUUUUCAAUAAUUAAUAAGCAAUACAAUCUUAUAAUAUUGUAAGUUCUAGUUUCAAUAGUGUGUCAGUACCUGAUAAAAGUUCAAAGAUUUUUUUUUUAAUGAGAGUCUGAGAGUCUAUUUUCUCACAUAUUACAUUUUUGAAAUGAAGACAAUCUAUUUUUUGACAUACUGUAAAUUCAGAAAUUAA